Molecule: messenger RNA, 2426 nt
Organism: Coturnix japonica (Japanese quail)
Lineage: Eukaryota; Metazoa; Chordata; Aves; Galliformes; Phasianidae
Source: RefSeq, a predicted model, not a curated record
GUCUCAUUAUGGGGGGGAGGGGAGGGGUGUUGGUGCAGCCCGGCCUCCACCCUGCAGCUUAAGGAAGAGUUCUCAUUUUGCUUCUUUUUACCCCAAAACUGCAGUUUUCCAGCUCGCUGACCCCCCCAUAAAUAAAACAGAGGCGGCCGAUGGCGGAGGAGCCCGUAGUGGCGGUGUAUUGCACCGGGGUGUCGGCGCAGGUGCAGCGGCAGCGAGCCAAGGCGCUGGGUUUGGGUCAGCACCAGAACGCGCUGCGGUUCCGAGGGCAGGACUACGCGGCGCUGCGGGAUCGGUGCCUGCAGGACGGGACCCUCUUCAGGGAUGAGACCUUCCCUCCUUCGGCCUCGUCUUUGGGCUUUAAGGAACUCGGACCCGGCUCUUCUAAAACACGAGGGGUGACGUGGAAGAGGCCGACGGAGCUGUGUCGACACCCUCAGUUCAUCGUGGAUGGAGCCACACGCACCGACAUCUGCCAGGGGGCGCUGGGUGACUGUUGGUUGCUGGCUGCCAUCGCAUCCCUGACCCUGAAUGAGACCAUCCUGCACCGCGUGGUGCCCCACGGGCAGAGCUUCCAGAACGGCUACGCCGGGAUCUUCCACUUCCAGAUCUGGCAGUUUGGUGAGUGGGAGGACGUGGUGGUGGACGAUUACCUGCCCACCAAGGACGGCAAACUGCUCUUCGUCCACUCCGCAGAGGGCACCGAGUUCUGGAGCGCUUUGCUGGAGAAAGCCUACGCCAAGGUGAACGGCUGCUAUGAAGCUCUGUCGGGCGGCAGCACCACUGAAGGCUUUGAGGAUUUCACUGGGGGGGUGACGGAGUGGUACGACCUGCGGAAACCCCCCCCGGAUCUCUACCAGAUCAUCCUGAAGGCGUUGGACAGGGGAUCCCUCCUGGGCUGCUCCAUCGAUAUAACGAGCGCCUUCGACAUGGAGGCGGUGACCUUCAAGAAGCUGGUGAAGGGCCAUGCCUAUUCAGUGACCGGAGCCAAGCAGAUCAGCUACCGUGGGCAGUCGCUGGGGCUGAUCCGUAUGCGCAACCCGUGGGGAGAAGUGGAGUGGACUGGAGCCUGGAGCGAUAACUCGUCUGAAUGGAACGCGGUGGAGCCGGCGUUGAGGCAGCAGCUGAUGGUGAGAAUGGAGGAUGGCGAGUUCUGGAUGUCAUUCCGGGAUUUCCUUCGGGAAUUCACCCGCCUGGAGAUCUGUAACCUCACCCCCGACGCGCUGCAGUCCCACAAGUUCCGCAAGUGGAACACCAAGCUCUACGACGGCUCCUGGCGGCGCGGCAGCACGGCCGGCGGCUGCAGGAACUACCCGGCCACCUUUUGGAUCAACCCUCAGUUCAAGAUCUGCCUGGAGGAGGUUGACGAUGACGACGAUGUUGGUGGCCGUGAGCCGGGCUGCAGCUUCCUGCUGGCCCUCAUGCAGAAGCACCGACGGCGGGAGCGCCGCUACGGGAAGGACAUGGAGACCAUCGGCUUCGCUGUCUACGAGGUUCCCCCCGAGGUCUGUACACCCCCACCCAAACCCCUCCUCCCCUUCCCAUUUCCUUUUCCUUUUGCCCAAAACUGCCCUUUUUUCCCCCAGAAAGUGCUGUCCGAAGGCGAAAUCGAUGACAACUUCAAGCAGCUCUUCAAGCAGCUGGCGGGGCCGGACAUGGAGAUCAGCGUCACGGAGCUGCAGACGAUCCUGAACCGCAUCAUCGCUAAACAUAAAGACCUUCGGACCAAAGGGUUCAGCCUGGAGUCGUGUCGCUGUAUGGUCAACCUGAUGGACAAAGAUGGGAACGGGAAGUUGGGGCUGGUGGAGUUCAAUGUCCUGUGGAACAGGAUCCGCAAUUACCUGUCCCUUUUUCGCAAAUACGACCUGGAUAAAUCCGGCAGCAUCAGCGCCUACGAGAUGCGGAUGGCUCUGGAAGCAUCAGGCUAUAAAUUGACCCAAAAGCUGCACCAGCUGCUCAUCACUCGUUACGCUGAGCCCGACUUGGCCAUCGACUUCGACUCCUUCGUCUGCUGCCUCGUCCGCCUCGAGACCAUGUUCCGCUUCUUCCAGGCCAUGGAUGGGGACAAAGAUGGCGUCGUCACCUUCACCUUGCUGCAGUGGCUUCAGCUCACCAUGUUCGCCUGAGCCUCCCAUAGGACAACACUGACCCCAAAGCAGGGCCUGACCCCAAAGCAAAGCAAGGCCUGACCCCAAAGCAGGGCCUGACCCCAAAGCAGGACCUGACCCCAAAGCACCGCAACCCCACAGCCGCAUUUUGGGUCAAAUCCACGCGAUUUCCGUCACCUCAGCAGGGUUUUGCUUUUGGGAUGGCAGCGAAUCAGGGAUCUCCUGCCUGGUGCCCUUAUUUUUCUACCCCAAAAACCCCAGAGAAACCCCAAAGUGCCCGUUAACCCCAAACCUCUGCCCUAUUUCCCCCUUUUAACCCCA